Messenger RNA from Colletotrichum spaethianum, 1314 nucleotides. RefSeq names its product GPI mannosyltransferase 2. Gene Ontology annotation, cellular component: endoplasmic reticulum membrane; mannosyltransferase complex. Gene Ontology annotation, biological process: GPI anchor biosynthetic process. The record is from RefSeq and is a predicted model, not a curated record. The transcript has 2 exons. Gene Ontology annotation, molecular function: GPI mannosyltransferase activity; alpha-1,6-mannosyltransferase activity. Lineage: Eukaryota; Fungi; Ascomycota; Sordariomycetes; Glomerellales; Glomerellaceae. The coding region runs from base 1 to 1314 and encodes 437 amino acids.
AUGUUCGCCCGCCAUGCCUCUCACCCGCGCCAGACCCUGAUCGCGGCUUUUGUGGCCUGGAAGGCCCUCCUGCUAGCCAUCGCCCUGGGCAGCGCUGUGGCGCCAUCCUACGAUACCUCGACGACGCUGAUGCUCCAGCGUAAUGAGUCCGACGUUUCCAUUGUCACCCGCCUAACGCGCUGGGACGCUCUGUACUUCACCCAGUCCGCCCGACGAGGCUACGUUUUCGAGCAGGAAUGGGCUUUCAACACCGGCCUGCCCCUCGUCGUGUCGGGCCUGGUCGAGGUUGCGCGGUUGCUUGGCAUCAAUGGUGACGGCACCGGGGCCCUGGAAGCGGCUCUCAGCAUUGCGGUCGCUCAUGCAGCGCAUAUCUUUGCCGUAAUGAUGCUUCACGAGCUGACGCUGAAGCUCUUCUCCCGCUCCCGGUUGGCAUUCCUGUCCGCCUUGCUUCACGUCCUGUCUCCGGCGGGUCUCUUCCUCUCGGCACCCUACGCGGAGAGCCUUUGCGCCUUCUUUUCCUUCGCCGGCUAUUACGUCCUCGCAUGCGUCGCGAACCAGCCCAAAGGUUCUCUCCGCUGGACCGCGGGGCAUAUUCUCGCCGGCGCCGUCUUUGGUCUCGCAACAGCCUCGCGCUCCAACGGCCUCCUGAACGGCCUCCCCUUCGCCAUCGAGUGUCUAAUGAUCCUCCCCCCACUCCUCGCCAGCCCUACGAACCUCAAAACCAUCGCGGCUCUGUUUGGUCCCAUUGUUGGCGGGCUCCUCGUGGCGACCGGGUCCGUCGUCCCACAGUUGCUGGCGUGGUUGCGAUACUGUUCCGGCGCAUCCGAGGCGCGCCCAUGGUGCGAGCGGACCGUGCCCAGCAUCUACUCCUUUGUACAGGAACAUUACUGGGGCGUGGGCUUGUUCCGCUAUUGGACGCUAUCGAACAUUCCUCUGUUCCUUCUUGCCGCCCCGGUGCUGGGAUUGCUAAUCGUCUCCGGGUGGCAUGUCAUGACCACGCCCUCGGGGUUGGCGCGGAGCCCGACGGAGGAGAAGCCAUUGCUGCGACUGGAUGGCACGAAGGCGGCCUUGGUGUUUUCCAUGGCGGCGGCCCAGGUCCUGCUUGCCGUCAUGGCGAUCACGACGUACCACGUGCAAAUCAUUACCAGGAUCGCGUCCGGGUACGCGGUGUGGUACUGGUGGGCUGCUGGGUGCCUGCUGGACGACAGCGCCGACGGCAAGCGGCGGCACUUGGGCGGUAAGAUUGUGACUUUCUCGGUCAUGUAUGCUGCGAUUCAGGGUGUGUUGUUUGCGUCGUUUCUACCGCCUGCUUGA